AUGUUUCUGUUCCCUCUCCUCAGUAUCAGCUCCCCCAUGCUUCUGAUUGCCUUGGCUGUGUUCGUCGGUGCCUUCUACAUCAUCCACCUCAAGUCUCUGGAGUCCAAACUGGUUAUUCUCGGCAAGCAGCUGACCGUCCCUCACCAGAUGGGUCUGGCUGGAGCCGUUUCCCUUCCUGUGUUCUGGUUGGCUGGAGCCGGAGCCGCAGUGUUUUGGGUUCUGGGAGCGACGCUGUUUGUGAUCGGCUCUCACGCUGCGUUCAGGGAGCUGGAGGGGUCGGACAUGGAGGAGCUGCUGAUGGAGCCGGUGUGAAGAGGAGGAGCCGCUCCUCCAUCACUCUGACCCUCACGGGUGGAGGAAGGACUGAUCCCACAUCUGAUCCUCACUAUGUAUUCCCUUUAUUAGAAUGCACCUUGUCUUACCUAUAAAGUAGUUGAUGUUACAGACUGUAUUGAUAUUUAUGCAUUCAUACACAUAACUGGCCAAAUGCUCACAUUGUAAUUUGUCGUAUUUAGGCACAUUAUAAUACAGAUGAUAUGCCUUUCUCUACACACAGUAUGUUAUACCUUGGAUGCCUCUGGUUUGUGUCAAAUACCAUCUCGCUCGCCAUAAUGUUGCACUAUCACAUAUCUUUCAUUUUCAAUUCAAGUAGAAGUACUAGUAGUCAUUUACAGUUUCCAAUAAUAAUGCAUAAAUACAUAAUAAGGGUUUCAUUUGAAGAAAAAAGAAUUGUCUGUCCGUUAGAUAGCUUCAGAAAUAUCUUCUAUAUCCAACCCAUCGGACAAGUUUGCUGCUUCUUUAUUUAAAGAUACACUAAAUGCAAUGUUUCCAUUCUAAACAGCUAAAGAAAUAUACAUUUUCCAAAGGAAAAGUGCAAU
Messenger RNA from Notothenia coriiceps (black rockcod), 878 nucleotides. Its product is annotated as prenylated Rab acceptor protein 1. The record is from RefSeq and is a predicted model, not a curated record. Lineage: Eukaryota; Metazoa; Chordata; Actinopteri; Perciformes; Nototheniidae. Bases 1 to 312 code for a protein of 103 amino acids. The transcript is spliced from 3 exons. Gene Ontology annotation, cellular component: Golgi apparatus.